UGUAGGUCCCACCUAUCCUCUAUAACUCUUUUCUCGGCGAAUCCAAAAAAAAUAAAACUUCUUCUUCCUUCUUUUCGCUAUUAACACCUGAAAGAAAUGAGAUAGGAGAGAACAAAAAAAAUGGUGGGACUAAGUAUUGUUUUGGAGAUGACUAACAACAACAACAACAACAACAACAACAACAACAACAACAACAACAAAAACCCUCUUAGUGAAGGUGUCUUAAUUAGUCCUAAAGUCGUCAACAAAGCCAACAUUAUUGUCACCACCGCCGUGACGACGGACACGACUAAUCUCCGUCGUUGUUAUCAAGAUUCUGGAUUUCUCGAACAUUGUUUUCUCUGUAGACGAAAACUUCUUCCAGCGAAAGAUAUCUACAUGUAUAAAGGUGAUAGAGCGUUUUGUAGCGUGGAGUGUAGAUCGAAGCAGAUGAUUAUGGACGAAGAAGAAAGCUUGAGAAGAGAGUAUUGUUCUUUAAUGGAUGUUAAGAAGAAGAAAUUUGAUUCUCCGGCGACUGCGCCGUCGCGUUACCGUCGAGAUCCGAGAAACCAAGCAGGCGGUUUCGCUUACUGAAGCAGAGAGAAUCGCAAAAACUGAAAACUUAUGUUUUGUUGACUUUGUUACCCUUUGGCUAAUUUUUGUCGUUUUGUUUAAUAACGUGUAAAGCCGAAAGGGUGUUUUGGGUAUUUCAGAGCUUUCUUUUUGCAUAUCUAUGGGAGCCCCUAGUAAAAUAUUUAAUUUCAUUUAGUGUUUUUUAAU
This is a messenger RNA of Arabidopsis thaliana (thale cress), 759 nucleotides long. Its product is annotated as DUF581 family protein, putative (DUF581). The coding region runs from base 121 to 573 and encodes 150 amino acids. The transcript has 2 exons. The record is from RefSeq and is marked reviewed. Gene Ontology annotation, cellular component: cytoplasm; P-body. NCBI's taxonomy places the organism in Eukaryota, Viridiplantae, Streptophyta, Magnoliopsida, Brassicales, Brassicaceae.